UUGCACAUGUUCUCUGCUCUAGUGCUUGGAGGUUCUCAAGGAGUAGGCUCCCUUAUCAGAUUUCUGGGACUUCCUGGAUACACUACACAUUUUAGUGCACAAUAAGUCAAUAUAGCUACAACAUUUGUGGCAACCAUACUUCUACGGCAACGGACAGUUACAGAGGAUUGGGGCACAACAAACUAGUCAAACUCGUCUGCUCAGUUUUGGGAUUUCUACCCCUGCCCAUCGCCCAGUAGGAAGACAAAAAAGUGUCAGUUAAAAAUAACAGUGAAGAAAAAAUGUGUUCAGUUGUCAACCGACUGAAACCUGCGCUGGCCUAUACGCUGUGGCUCCAAACAACCGGGUACUCGCGUAAAGUUCCAGCCCACAUCGGCCCGGGCUUACGCACGAGCAAGCAGCCUCUGGAAUCGGUCAUCAUACGACCUUACUGCUCCAGGAUGGAGUUGGGAAAAGGACCUUUCUUCAGGCAGCUGUUUGAGUCGGUGAGCAGCACCUACACUUAUCUGCUGGCUGAUACAGAGAGCAGGGAGGCGGUCCUCAUUGAUCCAGUACUGGAGACAGUGGACAGGGAUCUGAAACUCAUAGAGGAACUGGGUUUCAACCUGAAAGUGGCAGUGAACACUCACUGCCAUGCAGACCACAUCACAGGUACGGGACAGCUGAAGAACAGGCUGUUUGGGAUGAAGAGUGCCAUCUCCAAGCACAGCGGGGCCAGUGCAGACAUCAUGCUAUCAGAGGGAGAUAAGAUCAGCUUUGGCAAACAUUAUCUGACGGUGAGGGAGACUCCAGGACAUACAGACGGCUGUGUGACGUUGGUGACAGGGGACCAGAGCAUGGCUUUUACUGGGGACACACUGCUAAUCAGGGGCUGUGGAAGGACAGACUUUCAGCAGGGCUGCUCUAGGAAGCUCUAUGAAUCAGUCCACCGGAAGAUCUUCACAUUACCUCCUCAGUGCCUCGUCUUCCCUGCACAUGACUACAAAGGUCAGACGGCCUCCACCGUGGGCGAGGAGAGGAGGUUUAACCCCCGCCUGACCAAGAGUGUGGAAGAGUUUGUGGACAUCAUGAGCAACCUGAACCUCCCCAAGCCUGCUAAGAUAGAUAUUGCAGUGCCUGCAAACCUGGUGUGUGGACUCCAUGAGGUUUGAAUGGCAAAUUGGUUUUAGGAUUUCACUUUAAGCACUCUUGGGAGGAAGAAGGAAAUUAUUUUCACCCAGCCACAACUUAAUGUUGUGUAUAUUUUAUUUCCAAUUUGAACAUACAUUCCUCCUUGUUUGCCUAUGGGAAAAAAAGCAGUGGUCAUGAUUUGGUGGGUGUACAUAUACUGAAAUUGUAUAGUAAAAGAUGCAUUAAUGAUCAUUAAACAUUGCCAUGUACAUUGUAACAAUUUAUAAUACAAUCUCUUGCAAAAAUGUGAACAUUAAGAUGACCUAGUUUUAUAUUAAAUCAAGGUUGUUCAAAUGUAAA
Molecule: messenger RNA, 1470 nt
Organism: Oncorhynchus masou masou (cherry salmon)
Lineage: Eukaryota; Metazoa; Chordata; Actinopteri; Salmoniformes; Salmonidae
Product: persulfide dioxygenase ETHE1, mitochondrial-like
Exons: 7
Coding region: 282-1151 (289 amino acids)
Biological process (GO): hydrogen sulfide metabolic process; glutathione metabolic process
Cellular component (GO): mitochondrion
Molecular function (GO): sulfur dioxygenase activity
Source: RefSeq, a predicted model, not a curated record